Messenger RNA from Brassicogethes aeneus, 1528 nucleotides. The record is from the annotation of a GenBank genome assembly. Lineage: Eukaryota; Metazoa; Arthropoda; Insecta; Coleoptera; Nitidulidae.
AAAUAUAAUUUUCAUCUGGUAAGCAGAUGGGUGAAGGUCGACCUUACUUGGGAUCUUAGACUAUAAAUUGUCACCCUUUAUUAUAAAAAUACAAUUGUGCUGUCAUAAUUUUUGACUUCUAUCAAACAUUAUAUGUUCUUAUACAUAUUUAUACAAAAAUGUCUGAUAUUGGAGAGGAUGGUAAUGUUAAAGAAGUAAUGAAAGAAACGCGAUGUUUAAUAACUGAUUUAAAUUUAAUUAGAGAUGAAAUAAUAACAAAAGAAACUCCGGAAAUAAGCAUGAUUCAAGACAAGUUCACGCAAAUAUCUCAACAAAUAGAGGAAAGAAAAAAGUUUAUAAACAAUAGGCUCGAAGUUAUUUCAAAAUUGGACUUAAUCAUAAACAUUUUAAAAUAUAAAAUUUAUGAAGUCAGAUAUGAAUGCCGAAAAAAUUUGGAUAUGCUCCAUAUAAGAAAGCAAAAACUAAGAAAUGCUUGUUUUAAAGAUUUAACGGAAAUGCAGGUUGCAAUGGAAUUGGAAGAAAUUGAUAAUCAAAUGAAGGAAGAACAAAGAAAUGUUGAAAUACAACUUGAAAGUCUAAAAGAGCAAAAAAUUGAAAUCCAACUUGAAUAUGAAAGCAUAAUAAACACAAUGGACAUAGACAUGGAACAAAUUUUGGAAUUAUACAACAAUUUACUUGGUACCGUUGAAGAAGAAAAAAUGGAGGCUGACCCCAUAGACAUUGAAGUUAUAGAAGAAAAAUCAAGACCCACUAUAGACGAGUUUAAAAAAGAUAUUGACUAUUUCAACGAAAUUAAAUUAAGUGGUUGGAGAAUUUCAAAUUCCGAAGAAAAACUAUCAGAUGUUCUGGAAUCAAAAGGUUUAAAAAUUACAAAAGAUGGACUUUUAAUAACAGAAUCUGGAAGAUUAAUAACAAUACAAGAAGCUAAAGAAGAAGAUUAUUUGCAAGGUAUAGAAUUAGAUAUGGAAAAAUCCCCAUUAAAUGAACAAUCAGACGUGGUUUCCUCAAAAACAUCCAAAACAAAAACCACCACCAGUGAAGCUAGUUCGGUUUAUUCUAGAAUGGACUCGGAAGAUGUAAGUUACUUAAAAGAAAAUUUAGGAAAACCUUUAACAUUAGCAUUGGCUGAAAUAACAGCAGUUCAACCAAGGGACCCCAUACAUUACUUAGGCCAUUGGCUUUUCAAAUUCAGAUAUAAUCAAGAACUGGAUGAAACCCAGCAAAUCGAAAUUGACGCCUUAACAGCUGAGCGAGAUCGUUUGGCUAAAGAAAGAUGGCAUAAAUUUUUGGAAGAGGAAGCAAGAGCUGCUGUAAUGGAAAUGAUUAUGAGAGCAGAGGAACAAGCAAUGAAGAAUGAGCUUCAAAGAAUUGCUGAUGAGAUGGCAGCACUAGAAGAUGAAGAACAUGAAGAAAAUUUUGAAGAUGAAGCCAGGGAUGUUUUGGGCGAAUAUACUGGCCCUAAAACGAUUUCCAAAAUUAAUCCAUAACAUUUUUUAUUUAUAAAAACACAUUUUAAUAUAUACACUAU